Molecule: messenger RNA, 11146 nt
Organism: Corvus hawaiiensis (hawaiian crow)
Lineage: Eukaryota; Metazoa; Chordata; Aves; Passeriformes; Corvidae
Gene: TRHDE
Product: thyrotropin releasing hormone degrading enzyme
Exons: 19
Coding region: 342-3455 (1037 amino acids)
Biological process (GO): proteolysis; peptide catabolic process
Cellular component (GO): cytoplasm
Molecular function (GO): peptide binding; metalloaminopeptidase activity; zinc ion binding
Source: RefSeq, a predicted model, not a curated record
CGGCAGAGCCCUCCCCCUUGGCGCCGAGGUGCGCUCGGCGGGAUGUGUUGAAGUGCCCCGCAGAAGCCAAAGAAGUUGCCUGCGCGGCGUGGCCCCGGCGGCCGGACGGCGGAGAGCGCCCGCCGCUUCUUGCCUGACCCGACCCGACCUCGUUCCGUUUCCCUCCCCUAGGGCUGCUCCCCGGCGGGGCUCCCGGCGGCCAGGGUGAUGCGGCUCGUCGGGAAGUGAGAGACGGUGCGUCCCGCGCGGGCCGAGGGCCCCCCUGCCUCGGAGUCUCCCAUGCUUUCGGGGCCCCCUCGGGUGGCGGCGGCCCCGCGGGAGGCGGGGGUGGCGCUGCCGUGAUGGCCCUGGAGGAGAAGCGGGAGAAGCGCCCGCCCGUCACCCCCAUGAUGAUCGAGGAGGAGGCCGCCCUGCGGAACGGCAGCCGGGGGCUUCCGCCGGGACCCUGGGCCGAGGCGGCGGGGCCAAGACCCCGCACCACGGAGCGGCACAUCGCCGUGCACAAGCGCCUGGUGCUGGGCUUCGCUGUCUCCAUCCUGGCGCUGCUGGCGGUGACCAUGAUCGCCGUGCUGCUCAGCGUCCGCUUCGAGGAGUGCGGCGCCGCCGCCGACGGUCCGCCGCGGGCCGGCGGCAACGGGAGCCUCUCGGGGGCAGCCCGGCAGCCGCCCGGUGCGGAGCAGCCCCCGGGCCAGUCGGAGGAGGAGGCGCGGGGCGGGGAAGCGGCGGAGGAAGAGGAGGAGGAGGAGGAGGAGGAGGAGUGGCAGCGGCGGCGGGAGCUGCCGCCCUGGGCCCGGCCGCGGCUGCCGCGGCACCUGCGGCCGCUGCACUACAACCUGAUGCUGAGCGCCUUCAUGGAGAACUUCACCUUCAGCGGGGAGGUGAACGUGCAGCUGGAGGUGCGUAACGCCAGCCGCUACAUCGUGCUGCACGCCCACCGCAUGCACAUCGAGGCGGUCCGCGUGGCCGAGGACAAGCUGGCCGGCGGUGUGCGGGUGGCCCGCACCUUCUUCUACCCCCAGACCCAGGUGUUCGUCGUGGUCCUCAACCGUAGCCUGGAGGUGCAGAGAAGUUACAACCUUAAGAUCAUCUACAACGCCCUCAUCGAGAACGAGCUGCUGGGCUUCUUCCGCAGCUCCUACGUCCUCCACGGCGAGCGAAGGUUUCUUGGUGUUACACAGUUUUCUCCUACUCACGCCAGAAAAGCCUUUCCUUGCUUUGACGAGCCCAUCUACAAGGCCACAUUCAAAAUCAGCAUCAGACAUCAAGCAACUUACUUAUCUUUGUCAAAUAUGCCAGUUGAAACUUCUGUUUUUGAAGAAGAUGGAUGGGUUACAGAUCACUUUUCACAGACUCCUCUCAUGUCCACCUAUUACCUGGCUUGGGCAGUGUGCAAUUUUACUUACCGGGAAACUGUCACCAAGAGUGGAGUAGUUGUACGGUUAUAUGCAAGGCCUGAUGCAAUCCGAAGAGGAUCAGGGGACUAUGCUCUAAAUAUUACAAGGAGACUCAUUGAGUUUUAUGAAGAUUAUUUUAAAGUGCCCUAUUCCCUGCCAAAAUUAGAUCUGUUAGCUGUGCCUAAGCAUCCAUAUGCUGCUAUGGAAAACUGGGGACUGAGUGUUUUCGUGGAGCAAAGGAUACUGCUAGAUCCAAGCAUUUCUUCUAUUUUAUACCUACUGGAUGUCACCAUGGUCAUUGUACAUGAGCUAUGUCAUCAGUGGUUUGGUGACCUUGUGACUCCAGUUUGGUGGGAGGAUGUGUGGUUGAAAGAAGGUUUUGCUCACUAUUUUGAAUUUGUUGGGACAGACUACCUCUACCCAGGAUGGAACAUGGAAAAGCAGAGAUUUCUGACAGAUGUCCUGCAUGAAGUGAUGUUGCUGGAUGGGUUGGCCAGUUCACAUCCAGUAUCCCAGGAGGUGCAGCAAGCCUCAGACAUUGACAGGGUGUUUGACUGGAUUGCCUAUAAAAAGGGUGCAGCUCUGAUUCGAAUGUUGGCUAACUUUAUGGGUCACUCUGUGUUUCAAAUGGGCUUACAAGACUAUUUAACCAUUCACAAGUAUGGCAAUGCAGCCAGAAAUGAUCUCUGGAACACAUUGUCAAAGGCUUUAAAAAGGGUUGGAAAAUCUGUAAAUAUCCAAGAGGUAAUGGAUCAGUGGACACUACAGAUGGGUUAUCCUGUUAUCACUAUCUUGGGAAAUGAAACUACAGACAACAUCAUAGUCAUCUCCCAAGAGCGUUUUGUUUAUGAUAGUGAUGCUAAACCCAAGGACCCUGCCCGUGGGGACAACAGCUACUUGUGGCAGAUUCCAUUAACAAUUGCAGUAGGAAAUACGAGUCACAUCUCAUCAGAGGCAAUUAUAUGGGUGUCUAACAAAUCAGAACACCACAGAAUUCCUGCUUUGGAAGAGGCAAGUUGGUUGCUGGGGAACAUCAACCAGACUGGAUACUUUAGAGUUAAUUAUGAUAUUAGGAAUUGGAGGCUGCUAAUUAAUCAGCUAACAAGGAACCAUGAGGUUCUCUCUGUCAGUAAUCGAGCAGGCUUGAUUGAUGAUGCAUUCAAUCUAGCCAGAGCUGGUUAUUUGCCUCAGAAUAUUCCUUUGGAGAUUAUGAGAUACCUUUCAGAAGAAAAAGAUUUUCUGCCUUGGCAUGCUGCCAGCCGAGCUCUUUAUCCUCUAGAUAAAUUGCUGGACCGUACAGAAAACUACAAUAUCUUCAAUGAGUAUAUUCUAAGACAAGUUGCAUCGAUGUAUCUGAAGCUUGGAUGGCCAACAAACAAUUUAAACAAGUCACUUGUUCAAGCAUCAUACCAACAUGAAGAGUUGCGUCGGGAAGUCAUCAUGUUGGCCUGCAGCUUCGGGAACAAGCACUGUCACCAGCAGGCUGCAACAUUAAUCUCGGACUGGAUUUCUAGCAAUAGGAACCGAAUCCCUCUCAAUGUGAGAGACAUCGUCUACUGUACAGGAGUUUCACUGAUGGAUGAAGAUGUAUGGGAGUUCAUUUGGAUGAAAUUUCAUUCUACCACAGCAGUGUCUGAGAAGAAAAUAUUAUUAGAAGCCUUAACUUGCAGUGAUGACAGAAACUUGCUCAACAGACUUUUGAAUUUGUCUCUCAACUCAGAAGUUGUCCUGGAUCAGGAUGCAAUUGAUGUGAUAAUCCACGUAGCUCGAAAUCCACAUGGAAGGGAUCUUGCUUGGAAGUUUUUCAGAGAAAAAUGGAAAAUACUAAAUGCUAGAUAUGGAGAAGCAUUAUUUAUGAAUUCGAAGCUUGUCAGUGGGGUCACAGAAUUCCUCAAUACUGAAGGAGAACUAAGAGAGCUAAAGAACUUUAUAAAGAGUUAUGAAGGGGGAGCUGCUGUCUCUUUCUCUCGUGCUGUGGAAACAGUGGAAGCCAAUGUGCGGUGGCAAAGGCUUUAUAAGGAAGAACUGUUCCAGUGGCUAAGAAAAUCCUUGACACAGUAAUCUGUCUUUUUAGCCAAUCAUUUAACAUGACCCACUGCAAGAGGAAGAGGAGACAUUUUAAAAGUGUUCAACAUGAAAAUCAUGAAGACAAGAUCAGAUUGCAGGGAUAAGGUUUUUUGUUUUAUUGUUUUUUUCAUUGUGGAUUUUUCUUUUUACACUGAACUCUUGUGAAAUUGUCAAGAAGAUUUUCAGAAGAGAAGAUCAUGAGUUCUUGUGAAACCUAGUCCUCAAUGUACACAACCAAACAUGAUAUUAAGUGGUGCAUGUAAAUGUUGAAAAAAACCAAACAAAAAAAUCCUUCAAAGACUAUUUAGUGCAUGCUUGUACUGUCUCUGCCUGUAUUUUAGCAUGCUUAUGUAUAACAGCCACAUUUUGUAUGUGAGUUCCGGUUACAUCAAAGUUGGGCAUUAUACAAAGCACAAAGACUCUACGACAAUCACUAUUUCAAUGAACAAAAGGAAAGCAAGGAAAUGCAGAAGGCUUCCAGCUUGGGGCAGUAUGAGAUGUAAAAUCAGCUUUCCCACUUGCUGCCAGUUUGUCUACCACUCAGAUUGUCUCUAAUGAUUACAAAGAUGCCAGCUCAUUUUUUGAGUUACCAGUUGUAUCUGCAGUCUUAUAUUUAAUAUUCCUAUAUUUAAAUAAGCAGAAUAGUUAGAGAGAAGAGAAAGAGAAGAGGGCCAGGAGUGGGGUUGAAGAGAGAAAAUGAGAAGGACAUCAUCAUUACAUUAUAAUCAUAUACAUUUGUUCACUGCUGAUCGGUGAAACAGUUUCAACUGUGAAUGUGUGCUGGGGCAGGAGCUUUGCAUUGAUAUCACAGAAUCCAUGAACCACCUCUUCUCAGCUACUUUACAAGGCACUGAUGCUCACAAUGGGUCACCCAGGUCACCCAGACUGUGCAGUAAUUUUUGUAGCUCAUAGUGCACAAGUAUUAUAAAUAAACAUGAGAUUCAAAUGGAAAUUAGGGAAAAGGGAGAAUGUCUUGCAUGCAAAGACUUAAAAUUACCCAAGAGGGCUGUCUUGCAUGUGGUAGACCAGUCUCUGUAGUGAUUUAUUAUGAUAGACAGGUCAGAUUCUCUAUAUGGGCAAUACUUUUGCAAAUACGGAAUCUACCAUUUAUACCAUCAUAGAAAAGUGAAAUAUGGAGAAAGUGAGGGGUAUGUACCUGUUUUUUCUUGUACUGACUCAUAAUGAGAACAUGGUUUUCUUUCUGUUCCCUUGUACUUCACACAGACUGUUGUUCAUGAAUGACAUUUUUCUUAAUCAUGUUGGUUUCUUCUUAAUCCUUAAUCUGAAAGAUCAGUGGAAUUGCACAAUGACUAUCUGCACACCAGAGCUAAAUGCUGAGGAUGAAACUGGUGGGGGCCAAAUACUCUCUCAUGUCUACACUGUGAAAGAAAAAGCCCCAAGAAUACAGUUUUCAGGAGUCAGAUUGCAGCGGCUUCAGAGGUAGAAUGUAGAUCUGGGACAGUGUUUCUUUAUCCUGUCCCAAUGUGUCCCAACCAUCUGACCACCUCAUGGCCGUAUACUUUGGGAACAUGUAGUCCACCAAAGUAGAGAGCAGCCCAUCUAUCUGGUUGUUGCCCUCACAAGGCAUGGAAAUUAUCAGCACGCUUUGCAGUUGCAGUUGCUUAUCCCUCAUAACUUAUGUUAGUGUGAAAAGAGCCAAACCCAAGCAUCUUCAGAUAUUUUCAGAGGUGUGUGGAGACAGUAUUGCUUUCUGGGCUCUUGUUCCCAAGGUAUUCUGCUCCUCAAAAACUAGCAGACCCAUCCCAUAAUUAAGCUGUUUUACCCAUCUUGCGCCUGUCAUUGUGUCCUUUACUGUCAGAGGGUGUUUGUGGAUUGGGGGCAUGAAAUCCUUGUGUGGACAUUUGUUCAGCUGUUCGGUGCUGUGUAGCACAUCAGCUUGACUCACAUAUAACCAAAAGAAGAGGGAAUCCUGUGCUCUUGUACUGUUAACUCUUUGCCUUAUAGUAAGCCCUAAACCUUUGUGCUAUGUUGCAGUGCUAGUGAACCUACUGCCCAGAGACAUUAUCAUGUCGAAGCUGAGUGAAAUUCUCCUCCUCCUUUGUAUUUUAGCUACCUCACAGGGGUGUUGUGAGGCUUGACUAAUGUUAGCAAAGCACUUGAAUAUCUUCUUAUGAAAGGCAUUUAAAAGUGAAAAGUAUUAUUUUAUGCGGUUGACCAAACUCAACCUCAAUGCCAGUAUGUAGCGUCACAUUUUUAAUUUCUACUGAGAAAAUCACAUGCAGACUUUUUUUUAUAAUAAAAAAGCAACCCAAAUGCUAUUUAAUAUAACCUCUACCCUGUAAUGAAGGCCAAAAUGAUGAUAUCCAAAGAGUGUUCAGGAAGCCAAGCCCUCAAAUAGGAAUUGCUUGGAGGAUUUCAGAGAACGGAAGAGUGUGAAAUGGUCUGUCCCUUUACAGUUUUAUUCAGUACUGUCUUUGAUGACUUUUCUUUUCCAGAACCACAGAUUAAACCACAUACCUUGCAAGAUGCACAUAAAAGUUUCUGGUCUUCCCAAUUAUAAAGGAUAGGCUAACAGUAUAUUCCAAAGUCAAAAGUUCAUUACAGCCUGUGUGUUUUGCACAGUGCACAGAAAUUUCCACUCUUGCUCAUUUGAAUUGAAGUUCUUGCACAUUUAGCUGGUGUUGGAUGUAAAUUGAUAUUUUAGUGGCCUUGAGCAACUGGUCUACCACAGCUAUCAAGCCCCAAAUGUAUAUAUUAUACAUACCUAUUGAUGUGUUGCUUAUAUUUGUUGUAUUCUGGUGUUAGUAUUAUUGCUCUAAGGUUGAACUGGCCUUUCCAUUAUAAUUCUCUCUUAUGUUAUUUUUUAUGUUUUGUAUUUUGCUGUUUCACACUGAAUCAGGAUUAAAUUUAAAUGGAUUAAAUCUAAAAAAAUUAUAACUGUUUUCUGCAAUAUUCAAACACCCUGCAUUUGAUUAUAUGUCUUUAGAAACCUUUUUUUAAGAAGUUUCACACAGCUGUGUGUUAAAGAAUAGUUGAUUCCUCAUGGAAAGUUCUAAUACAGUCUGCUGAGUAAAGUCUAUUUAUCUUACUGAUUUUCUUUCUCUUUUACCAGUCCUUUUCUUCCCUUGUCCAUAUCUAAAGAUGGUCAUCAUGUUUGUGAUUAGGAAGCCAAAUGCUCCAUACUUUACAGCAUUUUCUAAUCCAGCUUUUUACUUUGUCCUUUCUAGUGAGAAGAGAUCAUGCAAAAUGUGAAUGCAGUGUGGACAUGGACCUGGGUAUCAUUUUAUAGAGUUUUGAUGAGGGUUGAAUCUCUAAUCAGCCUUUGUAUGACUCAGGAUCCUUUGUAGUUAUUAAUUGAUAUGGCUUCCUAAAUCAUAUGGGAAGACAUAUGAAUAGACAUGAUUCUAUGCCAGCAUAACGAAGUAGCUAUUGUGUUUUUAUGAAAUUGUCCACUACAAGUAUCUCGGCCUAUUACUUUGUAGCUGGUAGAAUGAUUCAUGUAUCCACUGCUAACAGCUGUUAAAAUGGUAGUAGGCACUAAUUGUGACUAGGGCAGAACACUGUGAAAACAUUCUUCUAAAAUGACGUCACUUCUGCUAUUACUGGGAGUACUUGGACAUUUAUUAUGAUAAAAAAAACUUCAUGUGUUCUCAACUAUGUCUAAAUUUGUGACCUUUGAUUAUCUUUUCAGUGAAUAUAGCAAGAAUUCUGAUACUAUGUUGAAAACUGAAGGUGAAUUUCGUGUAGCUUUUGCGCUGUUGUAGAUAUUUCACUGAUCUUUAGAGUGCCAAAGGAAAUACGCCCACUGAUGCAAUAGGGUGCUUUCACAGCAAAGAUCCUGAACCAUGCAAUUAAAUCUUUAGCAGUAAGUAAUAAAAAAUGAAAAGUGUGUAUGUAUGCGUGUGUGUGUGUGUGUAAAAUCCUCCAUAGAGAUACUUUUCCCAUAAAAAUCUAUAUUUGGCUAGAAUAAAGUGAAGCUAGUAUUUGCUGGGGAGGGUGCCUUUGUUUAGAUACCUGCAUAAUAAGGUUUUGGUUUUCCACAUGAUCAUAGAUGAUACUGAAAACAGACUUUGAGUCAAAUGUGCAAGUUUCUCUUGGAGGAAUAUGGAUGUGGGUUUGAAAACUGUUUAUAUAUGUAAUCAGCUCAGCACCCCUCCUGCUAUGAGUACUCACCAUGUCAGGCUGCCUGCCCUAAGCAGGGUAUAUAGCCACAGUGUCAGUAUGAGCAUGAAGGAGUAAAAGGACCAUCCAGGUGUGGGGCAGCCUGAAGAGAAUCUGUUUGCCCAGCUAUGGAUGGAGCAGUCAGAAAACUGCUGGCUGUGUCACCUGCCACUGCUGCCAGACCACCUGGGUUAGGAAGGCAGCUGGGAACCACUGAAAUGCAGAAAGGCUCCAUCCAACUUUCUUUCAGCUGUUUGGAAGAGGCAGAAGGUCCCUUUGCUGAGUAUGGGUUGUGGGUGAUCUUCAGAGGUGAAUGUCAUUGCCUUGUGCUAGCAGAAAGCAAAAGUGCAGCUAAUGAGCCUGCACUGCUCAGUAAAAAACAUAAGCCAUGAGCUCUGGCCACCCCAGCUGAAAAGUGCUGACCAAAAUGUUUGUAAAGGUCUAGGAUAUUAUAGUGUCCCUUCUUCAGAAGUAUUUUCAAACAGUCAAAUAUUUGAUUUUCAAGUAUAAAUAGGAUCACAGACACUCUUUUUCUUUAUGAUGUUUUUGUUAAUAUUUGAAAGUGUAUGAGGAGUUUCCCAGGCUUUUUUUCUAACAGGUGGUUUGGAAGGAAGUCACUACAAAUUAUUUGUGGUAAAAAUUCUAGUAAUAGUAGUAACUGUACUAAUACAAUUAAAAAAAAAAAAAUCACAUGCCUGUGCAAACCUGUAUGGCACCAGUGACUGUGUAGCACCCUUUUUGCAUACAAAAAUGUAAAAAAUUGGCCACUUUGUUUCUCAUAUGACUGUGCAAGGUUCUGUUUGUCUUAAUACCAGUUCUGAAACCCAGUGAAACCACUCUGACUUGAGCAAGUAGUCCAUGCUGACAGGAGUAAUUUUUUUUCAGUGGGAAGGGGAGAAAGGAUUUUUCACCAAAGUAAGGCCACAUGUCCUUGUUGGAACAGAAUUUAAAAAUCAAGUAUAUUUUGAAGAAUCUGGUUAAACUUGACUCUUGUCUUGUGUCUGUGCUGACAGUGGAGGGGGAUUCUGAGCUUGACCUCAGAAUAUGGUAACACAGUUUAGGUUGGAAUUCAAAAGACAUAUGGAGCCAGUUUCACUGAGAUAUGUUUAAGGAGAAUCACCCACACGAGAAGUGCUGUGAGUCAUAGCAAAUGUAAUUUCUUAGAAGAAAAGAAAUUUAUAUUUGACCAAUUUGUAAGUAGUGAAGUAAGUGUGACCUUGCCAAACUAUUUCAGAAUGCUUUGUUUAUUUCAUGUGUACCAUUUCCUAAGAAUAUCAAAGCAAUGUUGGUAGAGAACACAGGUGAGCAGCUUUGUGAGAGCAGAGGGGCUGUGCUUGAGCAGGCAGUCAUGAGCCAGGAGGCUUUUGCCAGAGUGCCCCAGCAUUUUCUGGACAGCAUCACUUGGAUUUGCCUGAUCAGGAUAGCCAUGGUACAAUGGACCAGGCCAGCAGCCAAGAUGCAGUCUCAGUUCUUUGUGAUACAUUUGACUCCACUUAAUAGGUUGGUAUCUGUAAUUUCAAAAUAAUCUGCAGCCAAACUGGUGGAGGGUAUGUGGCCACAGAGCCUCUGUUGGUGCCCAGUGAGGUAGAUCCAUUGAAGUGACUGAUGUGAAUUCUGGCUGAGGAUCUACCCCAUUGCUUCCAAAACAGCCCUGGAGGUGGCAGCUUGGCUGCUGUUCAGGAUGUUUUGUGCAUUUGUAUCUAGGUUUCAGUAGCACAUAUUGGAUGACAAAUGUUUUUUGUUUUCCUUUGGCUUUUCAUUAGAUUAAUACUUUGUGUUUGGUUCCAAUGUGAUAAAGCUUUAUAAUAUUUUUGAAGAACUGUAGAAUACUGUAUUGUGAAGGGUGUGGCUACUACACUCUCUUUUUCCUGCAAACAACAGAUUUCAGCAGAGAUGGACUUUCCUGGACUUAGACACUCAGUGAAAAAAAAAAAAAACCAAACUCUGACAGUUUCUAGUGGAAAAAUCAUUGUAAUUACUGUAUAACUACCCUGUAUAAAGACAGCUUUGUUAUAAGUGUAAAUGUAACUUUGCUAUGUUGUUGUCAUGUUUGAGAGACAAUAGGCUUUGGUGUGGGUGAGACAUACAGCCUUGUAAAAACAGAGAUGUAGCUCCCUGUCUGAUGUUUUACUGAAAGGUGUUCGGUUGCUCUAUUUUUGCAGACGAUAAAUAUAAACUGGUUCUCUGAAAACUAACUACACACACAUCAAUGACAUAAAUGGAUCAUAAUAUUGAAAAUAAAGGCUUGGUGAUAAAUUUCAUUAUUUUUCCAAAAGACUCCACAUGAAAGAUCUGUUGACACCUUAAGAAGAAAGAAGUCAUCCUGUAGCUGUUAAUGCUGGUUAUAAUGGAUGAGUCCCUCUGUUAAGUCUCUCUCAACCUUAGAUUAAUUCGGAAUACUGUCAUUAGAAUAACAUAUUUUUCCAUCAGUUCUCAAAUCUGUACUCUUUGGAAUUCAGGUUUUUGUCAUGUAAGAGGUGUCAUGUAAAUACAAUUCACCAGUGUUUUCACACAAACGUCUCUUGGCCGGAUCAGAAUGCCAUUUUCAUAUAGGGACAAUACAGAUGAUUGCAUUGUACCAUAUUUUUCUCUCUAUGGACUAUGUAUACAUGCAUGUAUAGCUUCUAGUUCUGGACAUUUUGCUUUGAAAAAGCAUUCAUUAGUUAUUUGUAUUUAUGGAUCUUGUUCAACAGUUUUAACUCAGCAAAACAGUUGGAUGUUAGGUGGGAUGUGAGGCUGUGUUGACCAAGACUCAGCCACAUAUAUAAAUAUGUAGGUAGUUCCACUGAUGUCUGUGGGAUUAAUCACACGCUUCAAAUUAAUGUAUAUUCAUUGUAAACUCAUGCAUAUGACUGAACUAGUAUUUCUGGAAAGUGAUUGAGGUUGAAACCUGUUUCUACACGGGUUUCAGGUGCUGUAUGAUGAUACGUUUUUGCUGAAUUUAAAAUCACAGCUUUAUAUCGAGCCAGCUGCUCUCUCUCCUUUUUUUUUUUUUUUUUUCCCCACAGAAAAGCAUAUAUUUUGCAUAGAGCAGGGAGGUAUUUACUGAUUCUCAGUAUAUCUAAAAUGCCACAUUGAACAAAGUUUUUCAUUUGUUGUUUGGAACAUUCUAGGAUUUUUGAAUAAAAGAAUUAUUCUUACAAUGCUAAGUAGUGAAUAUAGAACUAAUUAGAAAUUGAAACAUUAGCCAAAUAAAAUACAUUAAUUUCUGAGAUCAGUGUUUUCUGUUACAUGCCUUUAGAACUGAUUACAUAGAUAUGGGACUGCUGUGUGUUCAACAUGAAAUUUUUACUCCACUCUAAGGAGUGACUAAAUGGAUUUUUUUUUUUUAAGAGAAACUUGGUCUUCUGUAUUUUAAGCAAAAAAAAUUUGAAUUUUGUCUCUCAAAAUAAAAUUUUGUAUAGUAAUGUGUAAUUCAUCACUGUCUUAAUUUUCUGACGUGGAGACAUAGCUAAGAUAAAUAAUGCCUAGCUUUUUGAUUGUGUUCCCAUUUCCUUGAGAUAACAGUUUAAUAAUUCUGAGUAGAUACACUGAGGUUUUACAAUAAAAACCGUGCAAGAGAA